AUGUAUUUUGUCAAAUUCCACGGGAAUGCCUUCGGGCAGCGAGUCCGACAGCAAGUUCGUGCGCACACAAAUGCUACAAUUCAGUCCGACUGGUCCACGUCGUCGCCUCCCAGACCUCGCUAUUGCCUGUUGUUGUACAGCCAACCCUGGUGCCGGCCGCGCCGCAGCCUUUCGCCUGAGACCUCGCCUGAACUCGUCCUGCCCGCGUCAGCGGCGCCGCCUGCUUUUGGCAGAGGCAAACGUGCCCACAAGCGAACGACGACGCUAGUUCAAUCUCCCUUCCACCAUCGCCAUCAUAUUUGGUCCAUCUACUUGAUCUUCUUGGCCUUCAACCGGAUAGUCUCGUCAUUCACAAAGACCCCUUCGCCCUUGUCAGGGCUCGGGUUUCCUCCACCGCCGAAUCUCCGCAGCGAACUGCUUAAUGGCCUGCUCGUCGCACCCCCGAGCAAGAUCCGGGUGGGUUGUGGAGUCGAGGCCUCGACGCCCCUGGGCACGCCCAUCUCGACCGGGUACGCGUAUCCGAGCCUUCAAAUUCACAACUCUCUGGCCGGAGUAUAG
Fonsecaea monophora is the source of this 558-nucleotide messenger RNA. RefSeq lists its product as hypothetical. Lineage: Eukaryota; Fungi; Ascomycota; Eurotiomycetes; Chaetothyriales; Herpotrichiellaceae. The record is from RefSeq and is a predicted model, not a curated record. The coding region runs from base 1 to 558 and encodes 185 amino acids. The transcript is spliced from 2 exons.